This is a messenger RNA of Penaeus vannamei (Pacific white shrimp), 962 nucleotides long. The record is from RefSeq and is a predicted model, not a curated record. Lineage: Eukaryota; Metazoa; Arthropoda; Malacostraca; Decapoda; Penaeidae.
CUCCUCAGUACACUCAGUGCAGACCUCUUGAGUAAUAUUGGACCAGUCAUUUCGGAUUCUUACCCGACCUUUAGUGAGAUCCUGAAAGAUAGUCUGGUGACGGCCCAUUGUAAACGGUGCCGCAAAGUUUUACUGAGUGAUGUGAGGUUUAGGAGAGUCUUGCCUUUAUCUUCAGUGGAUUGGGACCAAGUCUCAGAGGGGUGGUUUUGUCACCUCCAUGGCAGUGAGGGCGAGAAACUCAAACCUUCGUCACUACAACCUGCAAGUGCCGAUUGUUUCUAUUCCGAACUUCAUUUCCUAAUUCAUAAAGAUACGUUAGUGGAUGGUGUCUCUUCAAAUGACAAUAAAUGUGAACUGACAUGUUGCGGCUGUCAAACAUCUUUAGGUGUUCGGCGUAAGGAGUGUGUGUUGAAGUUGUGGGCGCAUAGUUUAAUGUGGGUGAGAAGGGAAGACAAGCAGAUUCUUUUCGGCAAGGACGUUAGCGGAAUCCUUUUGUCAUUGAUUCAUAACAUUGAUAAAGACAAUUUUGGAGUAAACUGUCGCCUUGUGUUAAAGGUGUCACAGGAAGAGGAAGCGGCGGCAGAGCCAGAAUUCCUAUACUUCGUGACAAUGAACACCAAUCAAAAGCUACUACCCGAAGGAUCAUCUCAAGAAUAUCCGACAAGAAAUAUAGUCUAUCAGGAAACUUUGAUAAGAUGGAGGCAGACAGUUCCGCUUCCGAUAAGCGAGCUCGGGUACACCAAGAUGAUAUUUCAGAAGUCAUCCUUAAGAGAGUAUAUACCAUCAAGCUCUUUUACCUCUUGAAGAGAGGGGAGGACGACCUCACCGGAAGCUGGGUCGACGACGUGAAUGUCCACAUCCCCUGCAGCAGGUCAUUUGUCCUAGACGUGAAGGAUGUGCUCGAGGCUUCAGCUGCGUGUCUGCCGCAGACCAUGAGGAAGGUGGAAAACAUGAGUGUGGGG